This is a messenger RNA of Macrobrachium nipponense, 5726 nucleotides long. Its product is annotated as A disintegrin and metalloproteinase with thrombospondin motifs adt-1-like. Gene Ontology annotation, molecular function: metalloendopeptidase activity. Gene Ontology annotation, cellular component: extracellular matrix. NCBI's taxonomy places the organism in Eukaryota, Metazoa, Arthropoda, Malacostraca, Decapoda, Palaemonidae. Gene Ontology annotation, biological process: extracellular matrix organization; proteolysis. The record is from RefSeq and is a predicted model, not a curated record.
AUGGCUGCCAUGUUGAUCCGAUUCCGAACAGCUCUGUCGAAACCGCGUCUUCUUUCCCACCAACGGCGGGAGAAAAAAUGUCUGUUCAUUUCACCUGCAGAUUUUUUUUUUAUCUCCUUUGGCCGAUUUAACUUCCAGUUUUUUCCCUCCGAUUUCGACGAAGGAUCCGUCGUGGGUGGGUGUCGUCAGGUAACGUGCUCAGUGUGGCGUGGGCUGUUGUCGUGGAAGGGUGUGAGGCGGAGGACUGCGGACAGUGCUGCUGUUUCCUGACGGGAGCGUUGGUCUCGCGCCCAAAUUUUUAUUGUAUAGAUCCCUCUGGACUGGAUGCAAUUCGAUCGCCAUACUUUGCCCUAAAUUCGUCAUCAAAUUACUAUUGCAAUGUUGAGACAUUUGGUGCGAAACGUUUGUUGAUGUUUGUGCAAUAUUAUUUUUUAAGAGUUUUGGGAAGACUUCAGAAGCCACGCGCACUCAGCAGACAAGUCAUUCAAUUAGUCAAGCGAUAGUAUUAAGCAGUUUCAUGUAUAUAUCCGUACGCUAAUAACAAGAAGGCGCGAAGUAUGCAAAGAAGAAGAAAGAGCAGCCACUAACCUCCGAGGAGAUCCCUUAUGACGUCACACCAACAUGGCGCCGAUGCUUCCAGGGGUACGAUGGAUUUCCAUGACGUCCGUUUGCAUCUCGCUCUUAUUCAACCGGGUCGUAGGAGAGAAGGUCCUGACGCCAGCUGAGGAACGGCUCUUCUUCUCCCGUCGGAGCGGCUUUGCGAGUGAUGCUGACAGCCCGAGUGCUCCAGAAUACGACGUCUUCGAGCCUCUGGUAUCCUGGGGUGACCGUUACCAUGGCAACAACGGCAACAGCAGUAGCAGGAGAACUCGAAGUAUCGCCGAAAUGCCCCGCCUGCAGUUUCAGGCUCUCGGGAAAUCAUUCAAUUUCAGACUGUCCCCCAACGAAGAGCUGACGGCUUCCAACUUCGUGUUCCUGGGAAGAAGAAGAGACGGCAUCGAAAUAAAGACGUUCGACGAAAACCAGCUGUCAUGUUACUACCAAGGCGUGGACGACACGCAGCGGAACCCAGACACCUCGAUCGCCGUGGAGCUCUGCGGACCCGUGCGAGGUGUCGUCACCAGCCCGACGGCCGAGUUCGUGAUUGAGCCGAUCCCUGGCAACAUCCAAGAACAGAGGCGCCGCCGUCGCAGGUCUCUUAGGACAGAAGGAGAAGAAGAAGAAGAAGAAGAAGAAGAAGAGGAAUUGGAAAGGUCUUCGCACAUCAUUUACCGUAGACACGACAACAGCGGUGUCACGGUCGAACACAAAACCCGCAGGCGGCGACGGUCCUUCCUGACGGAGGGGGACGUUCUUCGGGAGGCCCUGAGUUCCAGGGAAGGCAGACGGCCCUACUUCGACAGCUACGAGCACGUCCUUGAUGGUCGGCUGCGCACGGAGUGGCCAGACCAUGACCUUGAUGGGAGAGGAGGAGGGGGUGGAGGAGAAGGAAGAGGAGUUGGAGGAGGAGGAGGAGGAGGAAGCUCAGGUGGUGAUGGGAGCCAGAACUUCAGGCAAAGUCGGGGCGAGGACCUCUUUAUCGAAAUGGGGGUGUUCGUGGACCAGGACCUCUACCGCCACAUGGAGGACAACUUCCCGACCAAGACGGAGGAACAGGUGCUCAACGUCGUUCUGGCCAUGAUCAAUGCUGUCCAACUGCUCUACAACGACGACUCCCUAGGCCACAAGGUGAAGUUCGUCCUGAAGCGCCUCGAGAUCCUGUACAACGACCCGCCGGACCUGAGGCGGCCCUACGACAUCGACAACUUCCUGACCAACUUCUGCGAGUGGCAGCGGCAGGAGAACCCCUCCAGCGACUCCGACCCCCUCCACUGGGAUCACGCCGUCAUCCUCACGGGUCUGGACGUCUAUACUAUCACCUCCAGGGGCAAAGUGAACUCGCAGGUCGUGGGUCUGGCGCCCGUUUCUGGUAUGUGCACGCGUUCGAGUUCCUGCACGGUGAACGAAGGCCGCCACUUCGAGUCUGUGUAUGUCGUUGCGCACGAAAUCGGACACAAUUUGGGGAUGAGGCACGAUGGCUACCAGGCAGGCAACAAUUGCGACGCCAGCCGAUACCUGAUGUCUCCCACGCUGGGUUCCGGUAAGAUCACCUGGUCUCCGUGUUCCAGGAGGUACCUGGAAGAUUUCCUCAGCUCCCGCCAGUCGGAGUGCCUCAGGGAUUCUGCUCGCCCCCACGAAGAGGGACUGGAUCACGAAGCCAACUCCCUCCCAGGGCAACGUUUCUCCGCUGACCAGCAAUGCAUGCUGAAGCACGGGGUGGGCAGCCACCACGCCGACUCCCAGCGACUGGAAGACAUCUGCCAGGAUCUUCACUGUCGACGCAACCACUACACCUGGACCUCGCACCCGGCGCUGGAGGGGACCUCCUGUGGCCAUGGCAAGUGGUGCCGACGCGGGCAGUGCCAUGAGGACGCAGCCGCCCCUUCCAUCUACCAGUCGACUUCCUCGGCGGCCUUCCCGACCACCUCCCUUAGCACCUCCUCGGGCUACGACGGAGGAGGAGGGGGAGGAGUAGGAGGAGGAGGAGGUCACGGCGGCGUGGGCGGGGAGUGGGGGGCGUGGUCGGAAUGCCGAUCAGAGUGCCUCUACGGCGUGGACGGGAUCCUCUCCUCCGGGAGCACUGGGCUCUCGCUCUCAGAGAGGCGCUGCAGCGGUUGUCGCGGUGAGUACCGCUACCGAGUGUGCUCCCCAGUGCAACAGUGCAUCGCGGGGCAGCGCCUGACCCUGCAGGACUACGCCGACGGGCUGUGCACCCAGCGGGCAAGGAAUUCGCCCCUCCUCACGGGCCUCGCCGCCAAGAUAUCCGAGGAAGGAAUCAGACAGUGCGAGGUAGAGUGUCAGACCAGAGGCGGCGGCGUUCAGAGCGUCAGUCACAGCUUCCCCGACGGGACGGUGUGCCAGUCCCCGACGAGUCUGCCGGCUUACUGCGUAGCCGGCGUGUGCACGGAGUUCCGGUGUGGACCCAACACACUCUACGGAGCUGACCCAGUUACAUGCAGACCCGACAUGGGCGCCCCCGACCCCCACCGCCCCCUGGGCCCGUCCUCGCUCACCCCUUUAAGGCCGGGGGCUUCCUCCUCCUCCUCUUCGUCCUCCUCAUCAUCGUUCUCAUUGUCCUCGUCCGGAUCGUCCUCUUCCUUCUUCGGCGACUCCGAAUGGGGGCCCUGGAGGACGGCUUCGAACUGCCGAUUCAGCUGUCUGACAUCUGCGCUCGGGAUCCAACUGGUGAGCAGGGAGUGUCGGGGCCGAGGCUGCUCCGGCAUCAACAAGAACAUCCGAGUGUGCACUCCGCAGGACCCCGAUUGUCCGGAGCUGAAGUCUCCUUUCGAAUACGCUUCUGAAAUUUGUGCCAAGUACAAACACGACGUCGACCAGCUGUCCGGGAUCGGCAUGCAGCUGACCAGCACGAAAGAUGACCCAGACAGAGCGUGUACCGUGGCCUGUCAGGACUCCGCGCUCAACUACCGCUUCUACAGAGUCAACGGACGAGACGGCUGGUUCCCCUUCGGGACCGACUGCGCCAGGGGCGACGGCUCGCGCUCUGCUUAUUGCCUCAACGGAAAGUGCCUGGACUUCUCCGAGGAGGGCACUCCCCUGAGGAACACCAUCUACACGGAGUACGAGCGCGCCCGCUCUCUGACGCUGCAGCCCAUAGAGAGGAACUUCCCCCUCGAGGUGAGGCCGCCCCCGGAACCCUGGACUCGGAAGAGGAAAGAGAGGAGGAGAAGAGAUGUUACCUCAGCCUCCCACCCAAUAUCCAGCACCAUCAGUGAUCAGCUUCUCCUCGCCAUCGUCAAUGAUCUCAACAAGACAAUGUUGUCCACCGGCAACGGCGCCUCCCCAACAAUGUCCUCAAUUGACCUCCGGAACCCCCUCUUCUCCAAUGACGUCACGAGGAACUUCACGGUCACCCUCCGGCCCAACACCUUCAAGGUCAAGCCACUGAACCCGUCCCCUCGCAACGCCUCGACCUUCGACGAGGAGGUCAGGAUGAUCCAGGACGACCUCAGGUGGAGGGUGACCAUCUCCCCCUGCUCUGUCACUUGUGGGCGAGGUCUUGAGGAGGUGGUGGUAACCUGCGCCCGAGUCAGCGGUUCAGGAAGGAAAGAGGAGGCGGUAGACGGGUCCCUCUGCGGCAUCAAUCGCCUGCCCUUAGCGCCAGGCUAUAGGGAGUGCCAACCUCCAAAACCCCCGUGUCCCUUGGACGACUCCAAAAAGACUUCGACCUCCUCCUCUUCCUCCAGCCUCCUCGGCCGAUGGCUCCUGAAUCUCUUAGACGACGCCAUGCAAUAACUAUCGUAAAUUAGUCAUUUUUAUUCGUGAUCUUUUUUUUUUUUAUCUUACGUGUAGCAUUUAGAUAAUUUCAUUGUAAUGUGGAUGUUGUGAUUUUAUGAAUUCAAUUUGUUUUUUCAGUUAAUUUUCUCGUGUAUUUUAUUAUAAUUAUUUAUUCUCCCUCGUGCUAUGUAGUUCUCUAAAAUAGAUUGUUCCUGUUUUUUUUUUAUAGAAGCUAUUGAAUUGUCUCGUUUUCCGUUUCUCUAGUGUAGCAUUGAUAUAAAUCUCGUAUGUCAAGCAAGAACUAAAAUAAUGUGAACAUUUUAAUAAGCUAGGCUUUGUACUGUGUAAUGUUCUGAUGUUGUUUAAACGUACAAAGUAGCAGCCAUGUAAAAAAAAAAAAUGAAUUAAGUACAAAGCUAUUCAGACGUGUGACGUGCAAGUUGUAAAUUUUGUUUGUGUGAAUCAUUGGGGCAAUCAGUCACUCGUUGCAGCGGACCAAAGAAUAAGAGAUAACUCGAGUCAUAAAGUUGAAAAGCAUUUUGUGUAAAGUUAACAGUCACAUAGCCCACAGUAUAAUAAUUUGAAAACGGCAGUUGAUUUAGUCCAUAACCCUCUCUUGCAACCAGUUUUGGACACUAAACCUCGAGUUUUUCUAUGUUAGUUGUCACACGACAAAACUUAUGGAAUCUCUUGGCGUGACGUCAUUCGUCUUUGUUUCGAGUAGCCAGCUUUGAUGAGCCAAAGGUGCUGUCCAUACGAGCGCAAAACCUCAGGUUAUCCAUGUUAAAACAAUCUGUUUACGCCCCAAGUAGGCCAACAUUUAGAAAACUGAAUUAUUAUAGUUAGUUAUCUGGCAUUGUGACGCGUAUUUAUUCAGACAGUAGGUACUACUCAGGCCUUAACACGUGAAAUUUGUAUGGGAAAAUUUCCUGUGAUUAUUUAGUUUCGAUAUUCAGUCCCUUCAUCCCACAGUCUAAAGUUUAAAUAACGUUAGUCCCUAAAUUUCCGUUCUCUUUGUUCCUUAGUACCUGCUUUGUUUGUAGACAUCAAAGCAAAUACGUAUUGUAUAAGAGCAGAAACCUGGCAUGGCUUGAACUGAAUUACGUCACUUGGUUUUUUUUGUCCACAGCUGAUUGAAAUCCUGUAAUCUUAGUCAAACUUUCUAAAACUACAAAAAAAUAUAUAUUUCAUGAUCUUAAGAUGUUCCUCAUGGCAGUUAAUCUUACCUGGUAUCUAAUCUGGCAACGCACAUAGUCGAUUGAAAAAACUGGGAAAAACUGUAAUGUUCACACAUUACGUAACAACAUUUUUCUUGAGGAACGUCUGUUCACUUUCAGUAGAAUUGUCAACUUUCUUUAGAAAGUAGAAUAAAAGAUUCAGUGGUACUGAAA